This is a messenger RNA of Manis javanica (Malayan pangolin), 7287 nucleotides long. The record is from RefSeq and is a predicted model, not a curated record. NCBI's taxonomy places the organism in Eukaryota, Metazoa, Chordata, Mammalia, Pholidota, Manidae.
GGGCCGGAGCGCGGCUGCGGGUGCGGUGGCGGAGGGGACAGGAGGGGAGGCGGCGCGUCCCCGGAGGCGUGCGCAAGGACAGAUCGACGGACGGACGCGUGGAGGGAGUGGGCUGGGGGCAAGGUAUCUGCUGGCAUUGUGGGACCGCCGCAGGGCUGCCGAACGCCAACUUGCUUCGUGUGUCCUGGGCAGGUCCGGGGCAGGUGGCAGCUCUGUGACCUACCAUCAUGGAUGGAGACGGACUUUUUGAUGAAGAACCCAGAACGGUCGGUGCCAGCCAAGGCGAUUUGGCUGUCAAAGUCUUUGACAAAACCUGCCCCGUUCUCUUUGGGGAAUCCGAAUGAGGGAGAUUACAGGCACCUUCACUGUGAAGCCAAGGACAUUUCUGUAUAAUCAGUGGAUGAAAGGAUUUUUCUCAGACUCGUCUUUUCCCUUUGCUUGAGGGAUUAAUCCACAGCAUUCCUCACUUGCAGUGGAAACCUCAAGGCACACAAUGUGACAGAAGCCUAGAAAGCCUUCGGAAUUGUUCUGGACCCUUCUUUUGGCAUAGGGGAGUUUAACACAUGCCACCCACCGCCCCUCCCCCCAACUCCUGCCUGCUGUUUUCUUCUCUUUAACCUGUUUUCAUUUUCUUAGUGAAGUUCUGUUUCCAAAACUGCCUUCUGGAGCUGUAAGUGCAUUGUCAGAAAUGAGAGAUUAAGUGCUGGGAGAAGAGGAAGCGCUCGUGUUGUGUCUCCUCUCUGCUGCCGACAUGAAGUGCUUUUCCCCAGUGCUGAGCUGUCUGGCUGUGCUGGGUAUAGUGUCAGCCCAGCGGCAGGUUGCUGUCCAGGAAGGACCCUUGUACCGCAUGGAGGGCUCCCACAUCACCAUCUGGUGCAACGUGAGUGGCUACCAGGGACCUUCUGAGCAGAAUUUCCAGUGGUCUGUUUACCUGCCCUCUGCCCCAGAGCGUGAGGUCCAGAUCGUCAGCACUGUGGACGCUUCAUUCCCUUACGCCAUCUAUACCCAGCGUGUCCGCACUGGGAAGAUCUAUGUGGAGAGAGUCCAGGGAAACUUGGCCUUAUUGCACAUCACUGAUCUUCAGGCCCGGGAUGCUGGGGAAUAUGAAUGCCACACACCCAACACGGACGAGCGGUACUUCGGGAGUUACAGUGCCAAGAUGAACCUUGUGGUGAUCCCAGACUCUCUGCAGACCACCGCCAUGCCCCAGACUCUGCACAAAGUGGAGCAGGACCCUCUGGAGCUCACUUGUGAAGUGGCCACGGAGACGUUCCAGCACAGCCACCUAUCGGUGGCCUGGCUCCGGCAGAGUGACAGUGAGAAGUUCGUGGAGGUCAUUUCCCUGAGCCGAGAUUUCGUGCUUCACUCCAGCAGUGAAUAUGCCCAGAGGCAGAGCCUUGGGGAGGUGCGGCUGGACAAGCUGGGGAGCACCACCUUCCGUCUCAUCGUCUUCCACCUGCAGCCUUCCGACCAGGGCGAGUUCUUCUGUGAGGCUGCUGAGUGGAUACAGGAUCCCGAUGGCUUGUGGUAUGCCAUGACCAGAAAGCGAUCUGAGGGAACCGUGGUCAACAUCCAGCCCACUGACAAAGAGUUCACCGUGAGGCUGGAGACAGAAAAGCGGCUGUAUACGGUGGGUGAGCCGGUGGAGUUCCGAUGUAUCCUGGAGGCUCAGAAUGUUCCUGAUCGUUACUUUGCUGUGUCCUGGGCCUUCAACAGCUCACUUAUUGCCAGCAUGGGGCCAAACGCGGUGCCGGUCCUCAACAGUGAAUUUGCUCAUCGAGAAGCCAGGGGCCAGCUUAAAGUGGCCAAAGAGAGUGACAAUGUCUUUGUGCUGAAGAUCUACCACCUCCGCCAGGAAGACAGCGGCAAAUAUAACUGCCGUGUGACGGAGAGAGAGAAAACCAUCACUGGGGAAUUCAUCGACAAGGAGAGCAAGCGUCCCAAGAACACCCCUAUCAUAGUCCUCCCCAUCACAGAUAACUGGGUAGUUAAAGUCCCCCAGCACCACCAGAUCCUGCCCAAAGGCCACUUGGAGAGCACCAUCUCCGUGGAGGUGGCCAGCAAUGCCAGCGUCAUCCUUGAGGGCGAGAACCUGCACUUUUCCUGCAGCAUCCGCACGGCAGGCAGGCCGCAGGGCCGCUUCUCUGUCAUCUGGCAGCUCGUGGACAGGCAAAACCGCCGCAGCAAUAUCAUGUGGCUCGACCGGGAUGGCACCGUACAGCCUGGCACAUCCUACUGGGAGCGCAGCAGCUUUGGGGGUGUCCAGAUGGAGCAGGUGCAACCCAGCUCAUUUAGCCUGGGCAUCUUCAACAGCAGGAAAGAGGACGAGGGCCAGUAUGAAUGCCACGUGACCGAAUGGGUACGGGCAGUGGAUGGCGAGUGGCAGAUCGUGGGGGAGCGUCGGGCCAGCACCCCCGUCUCCAUCACGGCUCUCGAAACAGGCUUCACUGUCACAGCCAUCUCCCGCACGCCAGGGGUGACCUACAGCGAGUCCUUUGACUUGCAGUGCAUCAUCAAACCCCAUUACCCAGCGCGGGUCCCCGUGUCAGUGACAUGGCGGUUCCAGCCAGUGGGCACUGUUGAGUUCCAUGACCUGGUGACCUUCACCCGGGACGGAGGGGUCCAGUGGGGGGAUAGAUCCUCCAGCUUCCGAACCCGAACGGCCAUUGAGAAGGCUGAGUCCAGCAACAACGUCCGCCUGAGCAUCAGCCGAGCCAGUGAUACGGAGGCGGGCAAGUACCAGUGUGUGGCGGAGCUGUGGAGGAGGAACUACAACCACACCUGGACACGGCUGGCCGAGAGAACCUCCAACCUGCUGGAGAUCAGGGUGCUGCAGCCAGUAACAAAGCUGCAGGUGAGCAAAUCCAAGCGGACCUUGACCCUGGUGGAAAACAGGCCCAUCCAGUUGAACUGCUCAGUCAAGUCUCAGACCAGCCAGAACUCGCACUUUGCUGUGCUCUGGUACGUCCACAAGUCCUCGGAUGCCGACGGCAAACUCAUCCUCAAAACCACCCACAACUCGGCCUUUGAGUUCGGCACCUAUGCUGAGGAGGAGGGCCUGCGCUCCAGGCUCCAGUUUGAGAGGCAUGUGUCUGGGGGCCUGUUCAGCCUCACCGUCCAGAGAGCCGAGGUCAGUGACAGUGGCAGCUACUACUGCCACGUGGAGGAGUGGCUGCUGAGCCCCAACUAUGCCUGGUACAAGCUGGCAGAGGAGGUUUCAGGGCGCACUGAGGUCACCGUGAAGCAGCCAGAUAGCCGCCUAAAGCUCAGCCAGGCGCAGGGGAACCUAUCAGUUCUGGAGACACGGCAGGUGCAGCUGGAGUGUGUGGUGCUGAACCGCACCAGCAUGGCCUCCCAGCUCAUGGUGGAGUGGUUUGUGUGGAAGCCCAACCACCCAGAGCGGGAGACUGUGGCCCACCUGAGCCGCGAGGCCACCUUCCACUAUGGAGAGCAGGCAGCCAAAAAUAACCUGAAGGAGCGGCUGCAUUUAGAGAGUCCUUCCCGUGGUGUGUACCGGCUCUUCAUCCAGAAUGUGGCAGUGCAGGACAGUGGGACCUACAGCUGCCGCGUGGAGGAAUGGCUUCCGAGCCCCAGUGGUGAGUGGUAUAAACGGGCAGAGGACACUGCUGGGCAGACGGCCGUUACAGUCAUGAGACCAGAUGCUGCCCUGCAGGUGGACACAGUGGUCCCCAAUGCCACGGUGUCUGAGAAGGCAGCUUUCCAGUUGGACUGUAGCAUUGUGUCUCGCUCAAGCCAGGAUUCCCGCUUUGCUGUGGCCUGGUAUUCCCUGAGGACUAAACCUGGAGGAAACGGAGGCAGCCCUGACCUGGAAGAACAGGAGGAGGACGGGGAGGUGGAGGAGGAAGAGGACCCAACAGAGCGGAUGCCCCUGUUGAGCGUGGGCCCAGACGCUGUCUUUGGCCCAGAGGGCGGCCCCUGGGAGGGCAGGCUUCGCUUCCAGAGGCUCUCCCCCUUGCUCUACCGGCUCACAGUGCUGCAGGCAAGCCCCCAAGACACAGGUAACUACUCCUGCCACGUGGAGGAGUGGCUGCUCAGCCCUCAGAAGGAAUGGUACCGGCUGACAGAGGAGGAAUCAGCUCCCAUCGGCAUCCGUGUUCUGGAUUCAAGUUCCACCCUGCAGUCUGUCAUCUGCUCCAACGAUGCACUCUUCUACUUCAUCUUCUUCUACCCUUUCCCCAUCUUCGGCAUCCUCAUCAUCACCAUCCUGCUGGUGCGCUUCAAGAGCCGGAACUCCAGCAAGAACUCCGACGGGAAGAAUGGGGUACCUCUGCUGUGGAUCAAGGAACCACACCUCAACUAUUCCCCCACUUGCCUGGAGCCCCCUGUGCUCAGUAUCCACCCAGGAGCCAUAGACUAAGGGGGCCCAAGGGGAUGUCGGCCAUGGAGGAGCUGAGAUGCUCCUUGCUGCCUCUUACUCUGUGAUCAGACAGCGGAUGGCACCUUAACGGUGGAGUGCUCUUACAGAAAAUUGAUAGACUUGAGUGAGGUGCUCAGAGUCCCCAGAUCAAUCAGAGACAGACUGCCUCUAGGUGGCAGUCGUGGUUGCUUAGCUGUUUCCAAGCAGAUGUCUUUAUCCUAAGGAAUUAGAUUUCUUGUUUUUGCUUUUGGUAAUGUAGUGAGUAGCACCAGGUGGCCACAUCUACUCACUGGUUUAUAUAGUAUUCGCAAAUAGAUGUUACAGGGGUUCUUAUUCUUUGUAAUGGACUCUUUUUUAAAUCCCUUUGGUUUACACUUUCUGGAUUCCAUAAUGUUAUGGACGAAUUUCUCAUACAUGUAACUGAUAACAAAAGGAAGGACAUGCUUUAUAUAAUACAAAGGAAUCUCUUCCAAGACUUUUUGUUUUGCACACUUGAAAAUGAUACCCAUGGAUCAAAAUAUACCCAAACAUUUUUUUACUUUGUUAAUAAGACUUGAAAAUUAUGUGCAGUGUGGGCCCGUUUUGUAUCUUAUCUUUUCCCACAGCUGGAGUUGUUGGAACCACUUUGUAGUCAAGAUGAAAGCAUUGAAAAUUGCUUCAAAGAACUGUGUAUGUACAAGAGAAACCCUGCAUAUACCCCAUUAGGAGUGGAUGGUGCCCAACCAGCCUGUCUAUCAGGGAAGCAAAAAUAGGCUUUAUCCUAGCCUUGCCAAAAAAUAAGAAAACUUUGGAGAACAAGUCAAAAGCUCCAGAAUGCAUACACUUUGCAAGCUAAAGUGAGCAGAGGGCUGCUUUUAACAGCCACUGACUUUCAGAUUGAUCAAAGCCAAUGAUUAGUAAAGGAAGGGAAAAAGGCUAGCUGUUGAGGCUAGCUGUUGGCUUGAUCUGUUCUGCAACUGGUAACUGUGAGCAAGCAGGCUUUUAUUUUUAAGGUGCUUUGUCAGAUUCUAAGGGACAGUGGCCAUUGAGCCUGGAAAGGGGACAGCACCGAGCUGGACUCCUGGGGCCCGAGCAGCCAUCAUAUAUACCGUGGGAGGGCACUGGGGCCAGCUGACAGCUAAAUUCCUUGAUGAGUUGGGACAGUCAGAGGUGGGAGGGGGAUUUCCAGAGCCUGACUUUGAAGAGUGGGGAGAAAUAACUGCCUCCCAGGAGGUAUGAAGACUAGGUUUUUCUUCUUCCUUCCAAUUAGAUUUUCCUCAAAGAUACUGAUGUUUUUAUUAUUCACCAUUUUUCUCUCCCUGCAUCUCACUGCCAGAAGAAUAUCUGCCCAGAGGAGGUCCAGACACAGCCUUCAUAAUCCUUUUGUAUUACUGAGUCUCAGCAGAAAGUGAUCACAUGCUGGUGUAGGUUUUUUACCCUUCUAUUUCUUAGCUCUCAUUUGUGGUUUUAGGUAAUUUGGUUGUUCACUGUUAUGACAGCUUUUUAUUUGCCCCUUAAAACCUACAAGGGCCAAUGUCACUCUGUCAUGUUACACUAUUGGGCAAAAUGCUUGGCUCCCCUGGAGCAUCACUGACUGCAAGGGCUUCCUUUUGACCACUCCCUGAAGAUGUUCCUAUGCCCUGCUUUCCCAUGUUUUGCUAGCCAAAAGUGCCAUCACCUUUUCCCUACAAACUUGCAUCUUGCAUCCCAAGGGAGUUCCCCAUUUGGAAAACACCACAGAUUCUAGAACUAAAAUCUAACCAGAGAGACUGCUGUGAAACCCUGUUCUGAGACUGAACAGACUGCAGGGGAAGCUGUGGGAUUCCCCGGGCCUGUGGGCACUGACCCUCAUCAGGGUCUGGGGCUGUGCAGGUGGCUUGGGUGCUUGGCAAACGCAGUGCUGGGCCAUGGCGGAGGAGAAGCAAGGUGACUGCUCAGCUGUUUUCCGACAGGCUUAGUAGACCUGCCUUUUCCUCCAGACACACCAGUACACUCUGAUGAGAUGGGGUGUAGGCACCGCCACUUAAUCCUGCUGGUGCCUAAUAUGCUCAUUGUCAUAUUAUGCUGUGUCAGCGCUUUAAGGUACAGAAUCAUUCAGUUCAGUGGCGUGGGAAGAAGGCAGUCUUUUGCUCCAUUUCUUUAUUUCAGGGGUGUGGGCUUUCAGUGGGAAAUUGCUGACCCCUCAUUUAUAGACUGAGUGAGUGAGGGGAGAUGACUGACUUUUCCUUUGAAUGGAAAGAUGCCAGCAGGCUGGCUGGGACUGGGGUGUGAAACUAAGAUUUGAGUUUGAAUUGGCUCACAGCUGUGAAAAGUACGUGCUGCACGUAAUUAAAUAUGUGAAGCAGUUGGAGGAGAUGUAAAAGGAAAAAAACCGAAGCCAGUAUUUGAAUAAUUCUUUUUUCUGUGUAUUUCUAUUGGACUUGGGGAUACCUUUAAAGGUGUGAGCUUUUCAGCUUUCUGUGAAAAUCCCUAGACCUUUGGCCAUUUCUAAGGAAAUGCGGUGUCAGACGAAUGGUAAUGGUGCCCCCCAGUGGCUGGGAGACCUCAUUGCACAAUGCCUACCAGAGCUUGAGUUGGCUGAGACCCGGAGAGGAAAACUGCCAACUACUCUCACUUAGCUACAUACCUGAUACUGCAUUAGUGAAAAAACUACACUGUGCAAGGCCCAUUCCAGGAAAUGGAUGUGACCACACCCUCUUUCACCAGGGUGUUUCUGUAGCAAGUUUUCAUAUUCUUUUCGAACAAUGGUUUCUCUGCGUUAAUUCUUGAAGAAAAAUAGGUGGGAGAAGAAAACCACCAAUGCAUGAUGUAGAGAGCUGUUGAUUUGUUUUUAUUUGUUGUUUUUUUUUAAAGGAAAACUAUUUGUAAAAUGUUGCACUAAAAUGUUUUAUAUACACUUCAGAGACCUGUAGUAAAUUAUGUUGAAAAUA